Messenger RNA from Phytophthora sojae, 3816 nucleotides. Its product is annotated as multidrug resistance protein ABC superfamily. Gene Ontology annotation, biological process: transmembrane transport. Gene Ontology annotation, cellular component: membrane. Bases 1 to 3816 code for a protein of 1271 amino acids. Gene Ontology annotation, molecular function: ABC-type transporter activity; ATP binding; ATP hydrolysis activity. The record is from RefSeq and is a predicted model, not a curated record. The transcript has 2 exons. Lineage: Eukaryota; Oomycota; Peronosporomycetes; Peronosporales; Peronosporaceae.
AUGCGCCUCGGCCAGCGCCGACAGCUGCACGCCGACGACGUGUGGCCGCUGCGCUGGGAGCUGCAGGCCGACCCGGCGUCCCAGCGGUUCUCGGGCGCCUACGAGGCCUCGCAGUCCAUGUACCGAGCCGCGUUCGUCUGCUUUGGACGUCGCAUCGCCCUCACGGGGCUCGCGUUCCUCGUCUCCAUGCUCUGCAACCUUCUAGGCCCUGUCGUGCUGCGUGAGGUGGUGUCCAGCCUCUCCGCUCUGUCAGACCACGACCCACAGGACGAGACGCCCAUCCUGCAGACCAUUAGCGUCUGGGUCGGCACGCUCUUCGCUGCCAAGGUGCUGCAAGCCCUGGCUGACAAUUACGCCAGGUUUUACUCCGAGGUCAUCGCUAUUAAGCUCGUGGCGUCGGUCAAGACGCUCAUGUUCCGGAAGACGCUGAAGCUGAGCGCCGAGGCCAGGAGGGGCAAGUCCACGGGCGCCAUCACCAACAUGUACACGGCGGACAGCGACGCCAUCCUGGACACGGCCUUCCUGAUCCACCAGCUGUGGCUCAUCCCGCUGCAGAUUGCCAUAGUCAGCUACAUGCUGUACGACGUGCUCGGCGUCGCGGCGUUUGCUGGCGUGGGCGUGAUCGUGGCCAUGUUGGGGGUAAACCACCUCAUCUCGCGCUGCAUGUUCGCGUGCCAGCGCGUGUACCGACGCAGCAAGGACGUGAGGAUGAAGAAGGUGACGGAGGUGUUCAAGGCCGUCGAGAUCGUCAAGUUCAGCGCGUGGGAGGACCAGCUCAUGGCGCAAAUCAAGGAGACCCGCGCGCAGGAGAUGAAGCAUCUGUUCAAGCGGCGGCUACUGGCGUGCCUGAGUGUGGUUAUGCUUUGGGGGAUGCCGGUCUUCAUCAGCGUUGCGUCUUUCGGCGUGUACACGGGUGUACUGCAUCGCACGCUGACGCCGGCUAUUGUUUUCACGAGUAUCGCGCUGUUUCAGCUGAUCCAGGGCCCACUGCGCAUGAUCACGAAUAUUUUACCAAUGCUCGUGCAGUCGAAAGUUGCGUUGGAAAGGAUCUCCGCGUUCCUCAAGAUGCCUGAACUGGAUUCCGACAAUGUCUUGCCUCCUGACCAUCCAGAAGGGGAGAAAUACGUCGCCAAGAAGGUGAUUGUUGCUGUUGAAGACGGUGACUUCGGCUGGGACCAUGAGACGACGCUGCUGAGGAACAUAAAUCUCCAAGUGAAGUCUGGGGAUUUCGUGGUUCUGCACGGAUCCGUUGGCUGUGGCAAGUCUUCGCUGUGUUCGGCUCUGCUUGGAGAAAUGGUGAAGCAUAGCGGAACUGUCUUCGUAGGGGGAGAUGUGGCGUACUGCUCUCAGCAGCCGUGGAUUCAGAAUAUGACGGUCCGAAACAAUAUUCUCUUUGGCCAUCUCUAUGACCGCAAAAAGUAUGAAAAGGUGGUGGACGCAUGUGCCUUGACGACGGAUCUGCAGUCGCUACCAGCGGGUGAUGCAACGGAAAUCGGUGAGCGCGGUAUUAAUAUUUCUGGUGGACAAAAGGCGCGAAUUGCCUUGGCUCGGGCAUGCUACAGCGAUGCAAGUGUGUAUCUCCUUGACUCGCCGUUGUCCGCUGUGGACGCGAUCGUUCAGAACGAGAUUUUUCAGAAGUGUAUGCUGGGGCUGCUCAAGAACAAGACGAUCAUUCUCGUGACGCACAACCCCGAGAUUAUCGAGUCGCCGCAUAUCACACGUGCAGUGACGAUCAAUGACCUGGGAGCGCUUGUGAAGACUCACCACGUGGAGAAACCGCUGGAGCCUGAAAUGCCACUCAUUUCACCUUUUGCGGCUCAUCCGUACGGAUCUUUAAACUUCAGGGGCGAAAAGGACCAUGGCGAUCUUGAGACUGACGUCCUCCUCAGCAAAGAAUCCCGUACUGAUGACGAUAGCGAUCGGGCUAAUAUUCUGGACAUAGAGGACGAAAAGAACGAAUGUGAUGACGAGAUGGCUUUGAUAUCACCGUGCACCCCGUGCGCUGGAGCAAAACCGAGGACUGUGUCUUCCGUGGCUGGCGAUAACACCGCCGACCGCGAAAAGCUGGGAAAACUCGUGGAGGAAGAGGAGCGAGUAGACGGGAACGUGAGCAACCACGUCUUCAGCGCGUACUAUCGCGCAGUUGGAGGGUUUCCCGUUGUGUUUGUCUUCCUAAUGACCUCUGCUUGUUGGCAAGCUCUGCAAAUUUCGAGUGAUUUUUGGUUGGGAGCAUGGUCGAGCGACGGCGUGAACAGCGGUGAAUCGAUCUCUUAUCGUCUCAGCAUCUACACAAUCCUUGGCAUUGCCUCAGCCUCGAUGGUGUUCGCGCGGAUGUUCAUGACGGCCAUUUACGGUCUGCGAGCAGCGCGCCGGAUGUUUGACGCUAUGACGAACGCUCUAAUGCACGCGCCGAUGCGCUUUUUCGAUGCUAACCCGAUCGGUCGAAUUCUGACACGCUAUGGCAGUGACGUAUCGGUUGUGGACUCGAACAUUCCUCCGCUUUUUAGCCGAAUGUCAUCAACGAUAUUUUCUGUUGGAUGCAGGGCCGCCACUGCGGCAAUCGUGAUCCGCUGGAAGGGAUUUUUUCUUCUGCCGGUGGUGUAUCUGUACUAUCGCAUUGGGUCAUUUUACAUUCGUCCGGCUCGGGAACUCCAGCGGCUAUCGAAGACAACACAAACACCAGUUCUGAACCAUUUGUCUGAAGCUGUGGAUGGUGGAGCGGUAAUUCGUGCUUUCGGUCGUGGUCAAGUUGAUCGCUUUCAGCACACGAACAGCGUCAGGCUUGACGAAAACAACAAGAUUUGGUACGGGCAGCUCUGUGUGUCCCAGUGGUUCUCCCUCCACAUCCAGCUCGUCGGAAGCCUGCUGGUGCUCGUAGUGACGGUGUCUCUGGUAUUGCUGCGUCACCAGCUGGGAGCUGCUGUCGUCGGUCUUGCCUUCUCGUACGCCCUGAAGGUGUCUCAAAACCUAGAGAGGCUGGUGCAAGCUUUGUCACAAGUGGAGCCGAUGAUGGUGAGCCCAGAGCGGCUUCAGGAGUACGCAGAUAUCAUCCAGGAGGCUCCAUCGCGCCUCCCCCUUGACCCUCCGAGUAUAACUCACCCUGAAGCAUGGCCAUCAAACGGAACCAUUGACUUUAAGCACGUGAGCUUCCGAUACAAGGAUGAAGGGCAGUUGGUGCUACGUGAUUUGGACUUCUCUGUCCGUGGCGGCGAGAAACUUGGUAUUGUCGGUCGCACAGGUGCCGGCAAGUCAAGUUUGACUAUGGCCCUCUUCCGUAUCAACGAGUUGGCGGGCGGAUCGAUUGUGAUUGAUGGCGUAGAUGCCAGUGCAAUUGGAUUGACAACGCUGCGCGAGAAGCUCUCCAUUAUUCCGCAGAACCCUGUGCUGUUCAAAGGCACGUUGCGCAAUUACUUGGAUCCGUUCGGUGACUUCACCGACGAUCAACUAUGGACAUGUCUGCGUCAGGUGGGACUUGGUCCACGCAUUGAAGCCGAGGACGGCAAGCUUGAUGCUCUGGUGGAGGAGAAUGGCGAGAACUUUAGCGUGGGCGAGCGGCAGAUGCUGUGCAUGGUCUGCUCGUUGCUGCGGAAGUCGCGUAUCGUGAUUUUCGACGAAGCCACCGCCGCUGUAGACCACGCGACAGACCAAGCAUUGCAGCGCGUUAUCCGAGAGGUCUUCAAGGAGUCGACGGAGCUUGCGAGUCCUGCUGCCCUCGUCCAGAAAGGCAAGGGCCACUUUUUCGAUCUCAUGGAGGAAGGUGGAUAUCUGGACCGUUUCCAGGAGAACACCAGUGAAAUACGCAACAACGCGUUGUAG